AGGUUCGUGACGAGUCAUGUCAUUAAGCAGUUCGAAGGAGAUUCUGAGGCCCUGUGCUCAGCAAUCGCAAUGUUCUUCUUCAUACUCACCAAGUGCAAACCCUAGAAAGCCUCCGAAAUCGUGUCUCUCUCAGCAACUAUUACGCCUGGAACCCUUGCCGCUUCCUGGAAAACAAUUGAAGCACCUUAAAGAAGAAGAAGAAGAAGAAGAAGACGCAAGCCCUAGGUUUGAUCCAACUGGACCUUAUGAACCAUUGCUGCUUUCCACUUCCGUGCAGGUACCUGCCUCCAUCAAUUGCAGGCUUUUAAAACAUCAAAGAGAAGGGGUCAAGUUUUUGUACAAUUUAUACAAGUCAAACUGCGGGGGUAUUCUUGGUGAUGACAUGGGAUUAGGGAAGACUAUCCAAGCAAUUGCAUUUCUCUCUGCUGUAUAUGGAAAAGAUGACAAAACAACCCCCCCUCCAAAGGCGAAAGGUCCCACGCUAAUUAUAUGCCCAUCCUCUGUAAUUCAAAACUGGGAGUCCGAGUUCUCUAAGUGGUCAACAUUCCACGUUGCUAUUUACCAUGGCACAAACCGCGAUAUAAUUUUUGAGAAAAUCCAAUCUCAUGGAGUUGAGAUACUUAUAACCAGUUUCGACACAUACAGGAUUCAUGAAAAGAAUCUGUCACAAACGAUAAAUUGGGAGAUUGUGAUCGUUGACGAGGCUCACCGUUUGAAAAAUGAAAAAUCAAAGCUUUAUGAAGCUUGUUUAGCCAUUGAAACUCGAAAUCGCUACGGUCUAACAGGAACCAUAAUGCAAAACAAAAUUAUGGAAUUGUUUAACCUGUUUGACUGGGUCGUACCUGGAGGGUUGGGGAGCCGUGAACAUUUUAGAGACUAUUAUGAAGAGCCAUUGAAACAUGGGCAGAGAUCAAGUGCUCCGGAAAGAUUUGUUGAGAUUGCUCAGGAGAGGAAGCAGCAUUUGGUGUCGGUUUUGCAUAAAUAUUUGUUAAGAAGAACGAAAGAAGAGACAAUUGGACAUCUUAUGAUGGGUAAGGAAGACAAUGUUGUAUUUUGUGCAAUGAGUGAGGUACAAAAGAGAGUGUAUAGGAGGAUGCUACAAAUACCAGACAUCCAAUGUCUGAUUAAUAAGGAUGUUCCAUGUAGCUGUGGAAGCCCUCUAAAGCAAGUGGAAUGUUGUAAAAGAACAGUUCCAGAUGGUGUUAUCUGGCCCUAUCUUCAUAAGGAUAAUCCUGAUGGUUGCGACUCCUGCCCCUUUUGUCUUGUUCUUCCUUGCCUCACAAAGCUCCAGCAGAUAAGCAAUCAUUUGGAGCUCAUAAAACCAAAUUCAAAAGAUGAUCCAGAGAAACAAGAGAAAGACAUGGCUUUCGCAUCACAAGUGUUUGGUAGUGAUAUUGAUGUGGUGGGAGGGUAUACACAAAACGAGAGUUUUAUGGGGCUAAGUGACGUUGAGCAUUGUGGGAAGAUGAGAGCUUUGGAAAAGUUGAUGUCAUCUUGGAUUUUACAUGAUGAUAAGAUUCUUCUCUUUAGUUACUCCGUUAGGAUGCUGGAUAUACUUGAGAAGUUUCUAAUUCGAAAAGGAUAUGAUUUUUCAAGGCUUGAUGGGUCUACCCCAACUGGCAUGCGACAAUCUCUUGUUGACAACUUUAAUUCAAGUCCAAGCAAACAGGUUUUCCUUAUAUCGACUCGUGCUGGUGGGCUGGGACUGAAUCUUGUGAGCGCUAAUCGUGUAGUUAUAUUUGACCCAAAUUGGAAUCCGGCUCACGAUUUACAAGCACAGGACAGGUCAUUUCGAUUUGGACAGAAGCGUCAUGUUGUGGUUUUCCGGCUUUUAGCAGCUGGUUCUCUUGAAGAACUUGUCUACUCUCGCCAGGUUUACAAACAACAGCUCUCAAAUAUUGCUGUUUCUGGAAAGCUUGAAAAACGUUAUUUUGAGGGUGUCCAGGAUUGCAAGGAGUUCCAAGGGGAGCUUUUUGGGAUCAGCAACUUGUUCCGUGAUCUGUCUGAUAAGCUUUUUACCAGCGAGAUCAUUCAGUCAUAUGACAGGCAAGGAACAACAACACAUGAGCAUGGACACGAAGGUGCUUCCGGUGAACAAGACAUGAUGUCAGAUCUUGGGAUGUGUUUUCUACCUCCACAAGCAAGGGACAAGAGCGAGCUUUUUAGUAGUAAGGAGAGCAACAAAAGAAUUGCCCCACUCAACCAAGACUUGGGUAUCGUUUAUGCUCACCGUAACGAAGAUAUAAUCAGCCACAAACGUGGGUGUGAUGUUGAUGUGAUGCAAGAGGUACCGACUGGAAUACAUUCAUGCUUGCCCCAACAUGUGCCAAAGAAGAAACAUGGUGAAAAGGCAAAUGCGUCGUUGAGGAGAGCACAUAAAAUAAAGCAGUACAGACGCCUUGCCACUUUUAUGGGCAUGCAAGUUGUUGAGUUUAGUAAGUGGUUUUUAUCUGCAAGUUUGGUUGAAAGAGAACAAGUAUUGAGAAACUACAAAAGACGAAGGGCUGUCGUCUGUUUGUAGUUCUCUUCGGUAUGGAUAUGAUAUCAUGGUAUGUUCAGUGGAUGUCGACAGUCUUGCUCAUUUACUGUUAUAAUAGAAAGCACCAUGUGUUGUUUUUUCUUUUAAUUCUGCAAGUUUAUUGAGUCAGGUAGCAAACCCUAGUGUAUUCUUGUAAAUGUUAUGUUAUUACAUAGGAUCACCCCAUUAAAUUAAAACCUAUAUAAGUUUGCAAA
Messenger RNA from Helianthus annuus (common sunflower), 2733 nucleotides. Its product is annotated as switch 2. The record is from RefSeq and is a predicted model, not a curated record. The transcript is spliced from 8 exons. Bases 17 to 2521 code for a protein of 834 amino acids. Gene Ontology annotation, molecular function: ATP-dependent chromatin remodeler activity; ATP binding. NCBI's taxonomy places the organism in Eukaryota, Viridiplantae, Streptophyta, Magnoliopsida, Asterales, Asteraceae.